Molecule: messenger RNA, 450 nt
Organism: Ostertagia ostertagi
Lineage: Eukaryota; Metazoa; Nematoda; Chromadorea; Rhabditida; Trichostrongylidae
Source: the annotation of a GenBank genome assembly
GCUCCGUUUGAGUCAUUUGACGAGAAAGGCGCCUAUCGGAGUUGGUGCAGCGAAGGACGAGACACGCUGGGAAAACAGGGAGCACCGAGUUCGAAACCAGGUGAGCCAGCAGUUGCAACUGCAAAACCCGGCGACGUUGCCAAGACGGACAAGACAGCGAUUGAGGAAAAGAAAGAAGUUGAUAAACCGGCCGAAGAGAAGAAAGGAAGAAAAGAAAGAAGAGGAGAAGAAGGAGGUCGAAUCAACAGGAGGAGAGUUAAUCCGGUGUUCGCCAUGCUUGACGUGGGCAAGAGUCUCGACAUAGUCAUCAGUCGAACAGGCGGCCCAGUGAAACCCGAGAAAAUCCUUGUUCUCACCACACCGUUUGAGGGAACCGAAGCACAAAAAGCUUACAUGGACAAAGAAAACAUCAAUCCAUCCAUAUUAACUGUUCCUUUGGUGGCUAAGAGC